AUGUUGUCAGACAUUUGUCAUCGCCCUAUUCAGGAAAUCAUAAGAUCACUCACAAGCUUUCAAGCUACAGACAUGAAGCGGUUGUUUUGGCUGCCUUUCCUGCUCGUCCACCUGGCCAGGACAGGAAGCACACAAAAAUCAGAGAGCUGCUUGUUGCAGCCCAAAGUGAUGUGGAACAAAAUAGGAAAAAAAGCUGUUCUAAGUUGUAUGGUUAAUUCAAACUGUACAGCUGCACACCUGCAGUUCAAAUGGUUUGUGGUCAAAGAAGGUUCCCAUGAGCAUCUUAAAUUGACUGAAAGGCACAGUCUGAAUAUAGAGUCUUUGGAAAUUAAAUCACUUAAUGUCAGCGACACUGGGAUCUACCUCUGCGCUGCAGAAGAAACAAAAGGAGCAGAAUGCUGCCUACCCUUUGUAGGAGAGGGAACAGCUCUUAUAGUGGGAGAAAGAGCUAAAUCAAGGGUGAGGAACCUCCUAUUGUGGUUAUCAUUUACCCUCUUGGCCAUCUAUAGCUUGGCUUUAGUGGCACUUAUCAUUGUAAGGAAGCAUGGCUGUAACCUGACCUUCAGCAAAAAGACAUCUAAAACUCAAACGGAUAGCUUAAUGAACAAAACACAGUUCAGAGAUGUCCUGCAAGAACUCCACAGCAGGCGGAAUUUGAACAAAAGGAAACAAAGUACAAGCGGAAAUGGUACCCAAGUUGAGGCAGUAAGUGUUGACGUCAACAUCCCUACCGAUGACAUCUACCAAAAUGUCUAAGGUUCAUCUUACGCUGUUAAAUGACAGCUUCAGGAGGAUAUUAAAACGCUAUGAAACGUGUGACUGUUACGUGAAUAAGCGAAUGACAAUUGAGUCAGGGCACUGGUUGGUCUUCAAGUUUGCCAAUUAAAUGAGAUAUUUACUGCA
Girardinichthys multiradiatus is the source of this 903-nucleotide messenger RNA. Its product is annotated as immunoglobulin superfamily member 6-like. The record is from RefSeq and is a predicted model, not a curated record. The transcript is spliced from 6 exons. Lineage: Eukaryota; Metazoa; Chordata; Actinopteri; Cyprinodontiformes; Goodeidae. The coding region runs from base 1 to 756 and encodes 251 amino acids.